CUCCUCCUGUCUCACGCCUGAAAGAGUCCCCAAUGCGCAAAGCCUCCCCAGCCACUGUGCUGCCUACUUCUCCAGGUGAUCCACUCCUGAAGGGGGUGGGAACGGUUCUGCAACCAAAUUCCCCGUGUUUGUGGAACCCGAUCUCCCGCUGUGGGGAAGGCUCCCUCCACCUCCCUGACAUCAAGCCGCUUUCCCAAUCCAGUGAUUUUCCUGUAGUGCCGCCGGGAAGAGAACGCCAAAGAGCUUAACCAAGAUAUCCUAAGAAUCCACCAAGAAAAGAUUCUUCUUGAAAGUUGGACUAGACAAAAUAUAUGCAGAGGAGGUUCAUGCAGGAGGUGUGCUAGCAAUGAGAGGAUACCUGGUGUUCAUAAUUCUGAGUUGUAUCUUUCUCUAUUAUGUACUUCAUUGCAUUUUGUGGAGGGAGAGUAUCGGUUGGCUACGAAUUGUAGAAAUGAAAAGGUCUCCAGUGCUGUCUUGUCCAUUAAAGCCAGCUUUUGAGUCUCUUCUAAGUAUUCGUGGAAUAUAUCCUUUCAUGUGUACAAGUGAUUUUAAAAAGAUAGCUUCUCUUCAUGAAAGUGAUAAGAUUGCACUACCCUAUGGGGUAAAGAAUUCAGUGCAUCAUUUCUACCUUGCUCUCUCGAGCCUUAAGAGUUGUGACCUGUUCCCUGAGUCUGACAUAGUGCCCUGUAAAAAAUGUGUUGUUGUUGGUAAUGGUGCAGUUUUGAAGAAUAAGACACUGGGAGAAAAAAUCGACUCCUACGAUGUGAUAAUAAGAAUGAAUGAUGGACCCAUCAGAGGACACGAGGAGGAUGUUGGGACUAGAACAACCUUCAGGAUCUUUUACCCAGAAUCUGUCUUUACAAACCCAGAUGAUGAUGACCGGAAUUCUACUGGCAUCUUUUCAGUCUUUAAACCCCAUGACUUGAAAUGGUUGUGGGAAUUGCUGGCCGGCAUCACACCAGAGGUUGAUUAUUUUUGGAAGAAACCAGCCUUAAAUCUGAUCUAUAAGCCUGAAAAUAUCAGAAUCCUAGAUCCUAUUAUUACAAGAAUAGCUGCUUUCAACAUGCUUCGUUUUCCUACAACUUUUCCCAAAAAAGAGAAACCCAAACACCCAACAACAGGAAUCAUUGCCAUCACACUGGCAUUUUACAUGUGCCAUGAAGUUCACUUAGCAGGUUUUAAGUACAAUUUUACUGAUAAAAGUGGCCCUUUGCACUACUAUGGGAAUGCAACCAUGGCUGUGAUGAGCAAGAAUGAAUACCACAACAUAACUGCAGAGCAGAUAUUCUUAAAGAACAUCAUAGACAAAAACUUCGUUAUUAACUUGACAAAAGACUGACCCUAAAGAUGCUCAAGAUAUUGACAUUUCAUCAGUAUUUUAUUUUUUUAUAAAAUUUGAGUUUAUUUUUUAAAAUAUCAAGCUACGAAUGUCUUUAAAUUUUUGUAUAACUGUUAGGCAGUGUUCAAGAACUGAGUCUGUUAUUGUCUACUGGACUAGAUUUAAGAGAAGUUACAUUCUAUGAAUAUAUUUAAUUAUGAAGACAAAUUACAGUUAAGGUAUUAGGACAAAUGUUGGAGUAUCCUAAAAAAUCAAUUUUAAAAUGAAAGAACCUUGACUUUAAAUUCUCAUUUUGAAGAAGUCUAAAUUUCUAAGGAUAGAGAAAAUUAGGUAGUUGGACAGUUCUGUUCAAAUACCCCAGUCAAAUGAUGAUCAUGUUCUGAAAGUUAUGUUACCUAAGUAGUGUUGAUCUAGGAUGAAAUAGGCCUGAAUAUGGUCAGAGCAAAGGAAAACCGAUGUUGUGCCUAUGGAAUUCUAAGUUCUUAUCUGAAUCAUCUGGAGGUUCCAAUUUGCAACCUUUGUAUCUCUGACUCUGUGAGCUGUUUUGGCCAAAAUUAACUGAAAAGUCUUAACUUUCCCUGUUUAAUAUUUAUUGUUUUUCUCCUAUAAGCCAAUCUGGUUCACAGAAAGCCAUGGCAGUGCAUUUCUGCAUCUGGAGAAGUUCAUUUUAGUUUGCAGUGAUAAUAGGUCUUUAGCAUGAAAUAAAAAUGGAGUUUUCAAAAUUGGCUAAAUGUAAAUUAUAAAAAUACUUGAAUGAAAACUGAGUAUAGCAUUUUUCCCCCUUCAAUUUGUUACAAAAGCCAUCCUAUAACUCUUUAUUUGGAGGGUUUUUUUGGAGUGAUUGUAUAAUGAGUUCCGAGAGCUUACUCCUAUAACUCUUGUAGUUGUGGGUAUUGUCUUUCUUGCAACACGCUGUCUCAGAUCUAGAUGUGUUUUCCCCCUUCCCCCACCUUCUACUGUCUUUUUUCUCUCGAGUUUUUGAUGCUUAGAACUUGCCAUGCUAGAAACUUUAAGGCCAAUGCUAUCUUCACCUAGGCUUUUUAGGCAAUAUUUGGUUUCUUACUACCUGUAAUAUCACUGAUAGGAAACCAAUUAAAUGCAUCGAACAAGACCUAUAAAACCUCUGGCUUUUAUCUGCAUCACUGAGCUGCCCUGAUUUAUGGACAAACCUAGCUAUAUCCAUUCUGAACUUGUUUGAAUAAUGACUUUGGCAUAACUGGAUGGGUUAGUUGUGGACAAUCAAUUCCCCUUCUUUCUCUGGCUAUAGGCUGAAAAAUCAUCUUGUCAGUGAUUUGGGGGACUUUUUCCAGCUAUAUUCUUGACUGUCCCUACCCAGUUUUAUACCUUAAGCCUUUCCUUGUAUCAAUUUAAAAUGCACCUGUAAUAAAGACUUAGUGCUUUCAGUAUCCUAGUUGUUCUACCUCAGUUUCCCCCCAAAGUGGCUGCAAAAGAUGAAGACAAUCUGUUAUUCACAAUAUCUUCCUGGCUUGAAGUGCCUGGGUCUCACCCUCACAUUCUCUUUUACCCAUAGCCCACUCAUUUUCAAAGUCUUGCCCACUCCACCAACACAGUACCUUUUGUACCCUUCCUUUUUUUCUUUUAUAACUACCUCCUAACUUGUUCUGGUCACUGUAGUGCAUUAUAAUUAUUCUUCCUGAAGCACUGUUUUUAUUGUUAUUCACUACUCCAAAACCCUUCAGGGACUUUCCACUGACUUACAGAAUGAAUUCGUAACUUAUGUCAGGGCAUUGCAGAUCAACUAAACACCCUGUGUUCCCCACCUUAGUGUUUUUACUCAUUAUGUUCUGCCCUAAAAUGCUCUUCCCACAUCAGUGCUACCUACUUAAAGUCUCAUGUUUCUUACUUCAUGAUUCCUCCCAAAUCCUCCACCCUAAAUUUACCUCUCCCUUUACAACUCCUCACUGUGUUUAAGACCUGUCCACAGCAGUGUACUUCUAUUUGAUGUCAAUGUCGUCCCUUUCACUAGACUGUAAACUUGUAGAGGCAGGGACCAAGUCUUAAUCUGUCUCCCCACAGUGAUUUGCACAUAGCAGCUACUUAAUAAAAACUUAUUUAAAUUAAGAAAUAAUACUGUUAAAUACAUUUAUCCUCAACCUAAGGUUUAGCCCUCUUCUCUAGGAUGGCAGUGCCUUCGAUUUCUUUUAACCUUCAUUUGCAUUUCUAUGAAACAGAUCUACAAUGAGUAGAUUUACUAGAUUAGACCAUAAAUCUGUAGAAGAAACUUACCUAUACAGCACUGUAACGAUUGGAAUAACGCCACCUGCUGGAGACUUACUGUAGAAGAGUUCCGCCCAUGAAGCGAAGGUCUUUGAGGGCAAGACCAGGAGUCUUUUCUUUGGCGUCAGGAAGUGACGCGGGCU
This is a messenger RNA of Dromiciops gliroides (monito del monte), 3720 nucleotides long. It is a transcript of the gene ST3GAL6, whose product is annotated as ST3 beta-galactoside alpha-2,3-sialyltransferase 6. Gene Ontology annotation, molecular function: beta-galactoside alpha-2,3-sialyltransferase activity. Gene Ontology annotation, biological process: glycolipid biosynthetic process. Bases 347 to 1339 code for a protein of 330 amino acids. NCBI's taxonomy places the organism in Eukaryota, Metazoa, Chordata, Mammalia, Microbiotheria, Microbiotheriidae. The transcript is spliced from 11 exons. The record is from RefSeq and is a predicted model, not a curated record.